Messenger RNA from Drosophila eugracilis, 1274 nucleotides. Its product is annotated as ubiquitin carboxyl-terminal hydrolase isozyme L5. Bases 124 to 1164 code for a protein of 346 amino acids. The transcript has a single exon. Gene Ontology annotation, molecular function: cysteine-type deubiquitinase activity. Gene Ontology annotation, cellular component: cytoplasm. The record is from RefSeq and is a predicted model, not a curated record. Gene Ontology annotation, biological process: ubiquitin-dependent protein catabolic process; protein deubiquitination. NCBI's taxonomy places the organism in Eukaryota, Metazoa, Arthropoda, Insecta, Diptera, Drosophilidae.
AAAGAGCUUGUCAGCUUGUCGUUUCAGUUGCCUAGCUAAAACAAAUUUUGUUCAAAUUUACAAAAUUACAAAAAACAUAUUUAACGCAGCGAAGCGAAAGGCAAAUUUUAAAUUCUUGAAACCAUGUCCGAAGCAAAGAAACCAAAACUGGAAUUGUUAAUUCCCGAAAAAUCUCGUACAGAGCCCGACAACGAGUGGUGCCUGAUUGAGAGCGAUCCGGGUGUCUUCACUGAGCUAAUUCGAGGCUUCGGCUGUACCGGUGCUCAAGUGGAGGAGAUUUGGACCUUGGAUCCAGAGGCUUUCCGGCAUUUGGAACCUAUACAUGGCUUAAUUUUCCUCUUCAAAUGGUUGAAUGACGACAAGCCCGUGGGUCGCGUUGUCAUGGAUCGUAGUGAUAUAUUCUUUGCACGACAGGUCGUCACCAAUGCCUGUGCUACCCAGGCUCUGUUAUGCCUUCUAUUAAAUCUUCGCCAUCCAGACAUCGAUUUGGGUAAUACUUUAAAUAGUUUCAAAGCCUUAUGCCAGAAUCUUGAUCCGGAAACUAGAGGCCUGUACCUAGGCAACGAGCAAAAGAUUCGCCAAGUCCAUAACUCUUUUGCUCGACCCGUUCUCUUCGAAAUGGAUAACCAUCAGACUGUCAUAGAGGAGGACGAUGCCUAUCAUUUUGUUGGUUAUAUGCCAAUAAAUGGACGCCUCUAUGAGCUGGACGGAUUGCACAAGGGACCCAUCGAGCUGGGCGAAGUGGGUAAGAAUCAAAACUGGCUCGAUGUGGUGCGUCCGAUUAUUGAGGGACGCAUGCAACGGUAUAGCGUCGGUGAGAUACAUUUUAAUCUUAUGGCCCUGGUAUCGGAUCGUCAACGUUCGUAUGAACGUCAAAUCCAAUUGCUUGUCCAUUUACCAUCGUCAUUGAGUCAUAGCGAGCGUCAAUCGGAGAUUGCUACCCUAAGGAACUAUGUGGCAUACGAGCAGGAGAAGAAGCGUCGCUAUCGUCAGGAGAAUCUAAGACGUCGCCACAACUAUUUGCCGUUCAUCGUUGAGCUAUUAAAGCAACUGGGCGAGACUGGCCAAUUGAUGCCCAUCUAUGAGCAGGCCAAGAAACGGGCCAUCGAAUUCCAGGAGGCUGCCGCCAAAGCCAAUGAAAAGAAGCAAUUCAAGAAACCAUAAAUUAAAUUCCAAUUUCCCCAUAUGUCACUUUAUCGAAAAUCUUUCAUUCAAUUCAAGUUAAAAAUACGAUAGACGAUAAGCUCUAAUCCAUCAUUAAAUGAGAUAAGUCG